AGCACAUUACCGUGACAGUCAGUGCCUACUCUUCCUCGUUAGUUAGCUCACAUCUGAACCGCUAGGCCUUAUUUUAUUCAACUUGGACACGGCCUGGAAAUACGCGACUUAGGUCAGGUGCAAAGUUGGCUUUUAUUCUAUAAGCCCUUUGUGCAGCGCGCAUAGACUCGGAAAUGCCAUCACCAGAUGCACACCUUGCUGUGCACUUAUAGUGGCACCAUAUUACGUGUUUUUAUUUAUUUUUAUUUAAAAAGCUAGCUAUCAAUCAAAUCGAUAGUACGAGCCUGUCGUCUUUGUGAGGUUGUCCUUUUGAUGGGUACCAACCUUACUCCUAAAGAGACGAUACUACAGGAAAGACCAACCCGCUUCUCACACGCAUGUAACCACAGCAUCGCAGCAAUGGAGGCACGGGGUAUACUUCUCAUGGCUGCACCGCAAUCUCUCCUUCUCGGGUCGAUCUCUAGACUGGUAUAUCCCAAGCUUGCCCUAUAAGCACACGUCUUCUGAAACUGAGCACUGUUACAAUCUUUUGGACUAUGCUGAAAGGUAAACCUUUCUUUUCUGCCUCGCUACUAAAUUCAGUGGAUCAGGCCUUCUCUUACGACCUGCAUG
Serpula lacrymans var. lacrymans S7.9 is the source of this 612-nucleotide messenger RNA. RefSeq lists its product as uncharacterized. NCBI's taxonomy places the organism in Eukaryota, Fungi, Basidiomycota, Agaricomycetes, Boletales, Serpulaceae. The transcript has a single exon. Bases 313 to 492 code for a protein of 59 amino acids. The record is from RefSeq and is a predicted model, not a curated record.